AGCUCCUGGGCUCAGAGGAGUGACGUCACGUUGCCGGGGUGACGGAUGGAUGAAGAUGGCGGCUCGGUUAGGGGGGUCUCUGCUCACUGUGGGGGCCCUGCUUGUCCUGACCUGCCAAUCACCGACCACCGCCAUCAACUGCCGACACCGAGCACCGGGACCCGAGGAGAUCAUCUACCAAGUCCAGCAGAAGAGCCGCCACCUGUGGAAGAGACACGCCGACCAGCAACUUAGAGUAAUGAUCCAUUAUGACACCAGUAUAGACCAUCUGGAGGUGAUGAAGAAGAGACUGGUGAAGAACAAGCUCUUCCCACAAGCCAUUUCCUAUCUACAGAAGACAUUCCAAGUGCGAAGACCCAGCAGCUCCAUCCUACUGAGCCGGCAAUGUGCAAACAAUCAAUACCUGAAGAAGAAGUCGGAUCCUCACAGAUACUGUCAUGGCGCCUGCGCUCAGCGCACACGGUGCGGCCCGGUCAUCGUCCCGGAGGAACAUCUUCAGCAAUGUAUGCUGUGUAAUAACACAGAGAAGUAUUGUGGCCCCUCUGGGCCCCCGGACAGUGGAGGGAUCGGGAACACGGACUUUGUCCUUUAUGUCAGUGCCAUCAUCACAGAACGGUGCAGCCAGGAAAAUAUUGUCGCUUACGCCGCGUAUUGCCAACUGGAAGCCGAAAUGGACAGACCGAUAGCGGGAUAUGCCAACCUCUGUCCAAACAUGAUCUCCACCCAGCCCCAGGAGUUCGCUGGCAUGUUAUCUACAGUCAAGCAUGAAAUUAUUCACGCCCUGGGAUUCUCCGCCGGCCUCUUUGCGUUAUAUCGUGAUGAUAAUGGCGAUCCUCUGACUCCGAGGUACAUCAAUGGGCUUCCGCUAUUCAAUGACAGUCUGGGGGUCUAUCAGUGGAGCGAUCGCGUUCUUCGCACCGUCACCAGGAACUGGGAUGUCAGCGGCUCCAAGAUGCUCCAACACAAGGUGUUCCUGCUGGUCACCCCCAGAGUCACUGACGAGGUCCGCAGACAUUUUAACUGUCCGAUCCUGGAAGGGAUGGAGCUGGAGAACCAGGGGGGGAUGGGCACGGAGCUGAACCAUUGGGAGAAGAGGCUGCUGGAGAAUGAAGCCAUGACCGGUUCCCACACCCAGAACCGGGUGUUUUCCAGGAUAACUCUGGCGCUGAUGGAGGAUACCGGCUGGUACCGUGCCAACUACAGCAUGGCGCAGAGACUGGACUGGGGCCGGGGGAAGGGCUGCGACUUCGUCAUGAAGAGCUGCAAGUUCUGGAUUGAUCAGCAGAGCCGGCGGAAUCGCAGUGUCAGCCCCUUCUGCCACACGCUCCGGAGUAACCCUUUAAAACUGGCCUGCAGGCAAGACCAGAGAGCUGUGGCCAUCUGUAACCUGCAGAGGUUCCCCCAGAGACUCCCUCAGGAGUAUCAGUACUUUGAUGCCAUCCCCGGAGUGCCUCCUCAGGAUCUCGCCCAUUACGGAGGUGCGGUGGAGAUCGCUGACUUUUGCCCGUUUACACAGGAGUUCAGUUGGCAUCUGAGCGGAGAGUUCCAGCGGAGCUCCGACUGCACAUUGGCGCAGAAUCAGCCAGCCACCUCCCGGAAUUACGGGGCGGAGCGGUACGGACCGGACUCGGCCUGCCUGGAGCAGCGCUCGGCGUUUGUCAUGGAGCAAUGUAUGAAGCGGAUGAGUUACCCGGAUUGGGGCAGCGGCUGUUAUCAGGUGAGCUGCUCCCCGGAAGGCCUCCAGGUGUGGGUGGAAGACUCUCCGUACCCGUGUGCCCGCGCCGGCCAGAUACUCACCAUCAGAGCCAACAGCAACGGCUGGUAUUAUGAGGGGGAUCUGGUAUGCCCCCCCUGCCUGGACUUCUGUGACGUGUGCCCACCCGAGAGAGAGCCACCGCCAGACAACAGGACCAGACUGGCCCCUCUAGAUCUUUGCUCUCGCUCCUCCAACCUGGUGGUCACCUUGUGGCUUCUGAUGCUGAACUUGCUCCCCCUGCUGGCCGGGUUCUUCCUCUGCGUCCACCAGUGAUGGAGAUAAAGCUGCUGAACUUUUCUUUGCUCUGGAUCAGAGUGUCUCACUGUGUCCUGGUGACACCAGCUGCACUUUAUUGGGCAUUGCUUUUCUGAUUCUGGACCCCCCCCCCCAUAGAUGUGAUGCGUCAGCACUGGAGACUCGCAGUUGUUUUACUUGAAUUUGUGGAGUUGAGUGAGAACCCGUCCGUCUUCACUAUUCUAUGAGCUGCUCGUGUGGAUGGAUGGAUCAGAAGAGGACGGUAGUGGUACCCCAUCCCCCCACCCUCUCCCAUGACCUCCUCAUUGCACAGCGUGAUGUUUCUUCAGAGUGACGCCAAGGGGGGGCCGUCACUGUGACCCCUCCCGGAAUAUACAAAAAGGGUUCUCUAUAUUAUUCAAUCUGUAUUAAUUAUGAGCAAUUGUUAAAUUGGACCUGCGCUGUACAGGGAGCCCCAAUGUCUAAUGUACGAAGGGCCCCAAUUCUUCUACAAAGGGCCCCAAUUCUUCUAUGAAGGACCCCAAUGCCUAAUGUACAAAGGGCCCCAAUUCUUCUAUGAAGGGCCCCAAUGCCUAAUGUACAAAGGGUCUCAAUUCUUCUACGAAGGGCCCCAAUUCUUCUACGAAGGGCCCCAAUUCUUCUACGAAGGGCCCCAAUGCCUAAUGUAUAAAGGGCUCCAAUUCUUCUACGAAGGGCCCCAAUGCCUAAUGUAUAAAGGGCUCCAAUUCUUCUACGAAGGGCUCCAAUUCUUCUACGAAGAGCCCCAAUGCCUAAUGUACAAAGGGCCUCAAUUCUUCUACGAAGGGCCCCAAUUCUUCUACGAAGAGCCCCAAUGCCUAAUGUACGAAGGACCUUAAUUCUUCUACGAAGGGCCCCAUUUCCUGUUCUACAAAAGGGGGCGGUCCCUGAAAUAUUGCGGCGGAUGACUUUAUUAAUUUUUUUUGUUCUCGGACUUCCUUUGUGGAUAUUUUAUGACUGCGGAGACAACGGAAGAAGUUUCUGUAGCUGAGAAUUGUGAUUUAUUUAUUCUCUGUAUGUGACCUGUUAGUGUUUUAUUUCUGUUCAGUAUUUGUACGGUGAAAGCGGUGCAGACGGUGGAAGAUCAGGGGGGGGAUUCCCCAGUGCUUGUCCU
Rana temporaria (common frog) is the source of this 3143-nucleotide messenger RNA. It is a transcript of the gene LMLN, whose product is annotated as leishmanolysin like peptidase. Gene Ontology annotation, biological process: cell adhesion; proteolysis. The record is from RefSeq and is a predicted model, not a curated record. The transcript is spliced from 17 exons. Bases 50 to 2029 code for a protein of 659 amino acids. Gene Ontology annotation, molecular function: metalloendopeptidase activity. NCBI's taxonomy places the organism in Eukaryota, Metazoa, Chordata, Amphibia, Anura, Ranidae. Gene Ontology annotation, cellular component: cytoplasm; membrane.